Trichobilharzia szidati is the source of this 1987-nucleotide messenger RNA. The record is from the annotation of a GenBank genome assembly. NCBI's taxonomy places the organism in Eukaryota, Metazoa, Platyhelminthes, Trematoda, Strigeidida, Schistosomatidae.
AGAGCUUUGAGAAACAGUGAAAACUAGGAGGGGAGGAGCAAACUCUAUGAUAUUACGUCGUUACAUUUUAGAAAUUGUUAUUGAAACUUUAACGUUGGUGUCAACCACUGGUUCGCAUAUGGACGCUACCAAAUGUGCUAUCGCUGAGUUGUGGCGUAUUAUUCAGUGAGUUCGUUACAGUUUGUUACUAAUCGUCAUUAAGGGACUGUUCACAAUAAGUCAGAUUGACUCAUGAAGAACUGUUCUGUGAAACCAGUGUCAGUUGUACUGGGUGCACAGUGGGGUGAUGAAGGAAAAGGAAAGUUAGUAGAUUACUUAUGUGAAUCUGCUACUGUGGCAUGCAGAUGCCAAGGCGGAAAUAAUGCAGGUCAUACUGUAGUUGCUGGUGGAAAGGAAUACUUCUUUCACCUUUUACCCAGUGGUAUAGCGAACCCCAAUGUUUUGGCUAUUGUUGGUAACGGCGUCGUUGUUAAUUUGCAAGGCCUUUUCCAAGAAAUUGAAGAGGCUAGUAAAAAAGGCUUGCCAGACGUGGCUUCUCGUCUACGUAUAUCUGACAGAUGCCACUUAGUAUUUGAUAUACAUCUGGAGGCGGAUCGUAUGGAGGAAGAAUUAAGAGGGGCCAAUCUUAUUGGUACUACAAAGAAAGGAAUCGGUCCAACAUAUUCUUCAAAGAUUACUCGUAAUGGCUUGCGUGUUGGCGAUUUAAUGGGAGAUUGGGAUCGUUUUACGGCAAAGUACAAGGAGCUUGUUGCUUAUUUUAAAAGGCGUUACUGUAAUCUUGAUGUCAAUGUCGAAGAAUCAUUAGAGCAACUAAAGGCUUAUCGCCAAAAGUUAUCAGGGAUGGUAUGUGAUACUGUGUCUCUAAUUAACAAGCUUGCAACCACUCAAGAAGCAAACAUCGUAGUAGAAGGUGCUCAGUCUUGCAUGCUAGACAUUGACUUUGGCACAUAUCCGCAUGUUACUUCGUCAAAUUGCAGUAUUGGAGGUGUGUGCACCGGCUUAGGACUUCCUCCUUCUCGCAUUGGUCCCGUCUAUGGUGUUAUUAAAGCAUAUACAACUCGCGUCGGGUCUGGUGCGUUUCCUACAGAAUUGUUAGAUGGUAUUGGUGAAUCCAUUCAAAAGAAAGGCCAUGAAUGGGGUGUAACAACUAAACGGAUGCGUCGCAUUGGUUGGUUGGAUACAGUGGUUGUGCGAUAUGCACACAUGAUUAACGAUUUUACUGCAUUGGCUUUAACUAAACUGGACGUUUUGGAUGAUUUAGAAGAGGUGAAAAUUGGUCGAGCGUAUAUUGAUCCUGAAAGUGGACAAGAGCUAAGCGAAUUUCCGUCUGAUUCAGCAGUUCUUAAUCGUGUUGUUGUAGUUUAUGAAACUCUUCCUGGUUGGAAAACAACUACACAUGAUUGUCGGAAUUAUGAUGAACUACCGGCAGCGGCUAAAGUAUUCAUUGAAACAGUUGAAAAGUUACUUAAUAUACCUAUACGAUGGAUUGGAACAGGUGCUUCUCGUGACGCAACUAUCAUUCGACCUGUUUAAUGAGAGUAAUCCUUAUUGCUGAUUAAUUGUUAACCUAUUUUAUUAACAUUUUUCUAAUGUAACCUAAUUAGGUGGUGAAUUAGUCUCUUCUUAUUCGCUUGUGUAGAAAAGCGCCUUUUUUUUCUACUUUUCAUAAAAUUCCCCUUGUUUACACCAAGUUUGUUUAUUUUACAGCAGAGAUGAUUUGUCAGUAUAACACACAUACCUUCCCAUUGUAGUUCAGUUUGUGUUUUGUAUGCUUGUUGUAUUUCCUUGGUUUUCCCUAGAAAUUGUCACUAUCCCCUCAUAAUAUCAAUAUUCUUCAUUUUUCAUUUUCUGUUUUUGAUUUAUUAAAACUCAUGUUAUUUCUGUAAACUAUUAUAACAUUUCUGUAAGAUACUAUGAGUGAAUUUUAGAGAUUCAAAAUAUUUUUAUUGAAUGUAAGCUUUUCCUUUUUUUAUUGGAUCAAAUGUCC